Messenger RNA from Exophiala dermatitidis NIH/UT8656, 1211 nucleotides. RefSeq names its product NADH dehydrogenase (ubiquinone) 1 beta subcomplex 9. Lineage: Eukaryota; Fungi; Ascomycota; Eurotiomycetes; Chaetothyriales; Herpotrichiellaceae. The transcript has 4 exons. Bases 337 to 657 code for a protein of 106 amino acids. Gene Ontology annotation, biological process: mitochondrial electron transport, NADH to ubiquinone. The record is from RefSeq and is a predicted model, not a curated record.
GCGCAACCAACCACAGCGGCCAGUGCCUGUACCACUCACCAGCUGCACCGUACUACACCCGAGCGCAUGUCCACCGCCCGCAGCCACCACUCAUCACACUCCAGGAUCGACUCGCUUGAGCUUCCCUGCCAAGCCCCAGCAAACUAACUGCACUGCAUUACACUCCCAAUCGACGUGCCCGAAUUACAGAUUCGGCGAGAUUCCCUCUGCGACGGACCACAACGAGCCUCAAGGGAGACAAGGAAGGAACUUCUUCAGCUGGGUCGUUCAAAGCUGUAGCACCGCGGAGCUUUUUGUCCCAUCCCCCAGCGCCUACGAGCGCGUGCGUCAUUGAGAAUGGCGUCCAUUAACCCUCAUGUCAAGGCAGUUCGGUCUCUCUACCGACGGUCUUUGAAGCUUGCCCUUGACUGGGCCGUCCAACGCAACCUGUGGCGCGGCCAGGCUGUCUAUAUCCGAUCACUCUUCGACGCGAACAGAAAUGUGAAAGAUCCCAGACAACAAAGAAUCUUGUUCAAUGAGACGGAAAAAUUGCUGGACAAGUGGAAGCAUCCCGACCCCUACCGACCGCCAACCGCCCCUGGAGGUUCGAAAUACGAACGAAACCUCCCCGCUCCAGAUCUUCCCGCUCCAUCAAGAGAGUUUGUCAAGAGAUUAUGAGGGUUCUGUCACGUCACUUUUGCGUUGUAUAUAUGUUACUGCCAGCAGUCGAUCCGGCUCAGACAACUGGAAAUGAGGUCCUAGCAUGAGGAGAACCUCAGCAGUUGAUUUGUCUUGGGCUUAUGAUUGAUACAUAGCCUGAAUUCAUGCAACCUCCGGGAAAACGCUCACAGGAUACUUUCCAUCGACUUAAACUUUGUGCCCUUGUCUUUGAGCUUCUGCGUUCACAUUGUAUGGGAGACUACCAUCCCAGCUAUUCAGGCGACAGGUCCCCAAAACGGACUUUCUUCGAUCAAGGUGCUGGCCAGCACCAGGGGCGUUGUUGUUGUUGAUGCGAGUUGGGAGACUUCCUGGACCACGUUCGAUAUUGUGACGUACUAUUAAUACGCAGAUGAUGAUCCCCUUCUCGACACUUCUGGCAAGCCUCUUUCAACCGCUUUUCAUACAGUAUUUGAAUGCAGAAUGUAAACAAUAUCAAAAAGACGCGCGCAAAGACCAAAUUAAGACGUUUAGAUCAGUUUGGAUCAUUAAAUUCAACUUCUCUAAUGACCCUG